This is a messenger RNA of Paramecium octaurelia, 2480 nucleotides long. The record is from the annotation of a GenBank genome assembly. NCBI's taxonomy places the organism in Eukaryota, Ciliophora, Oligohymenophorea, Peniculida, Parameciidae.
UUAUGAGAGCAAUCAUCGCAAUUUGCUUAUUGUCAGCUGUAUUUGCUAUCGACACAAAUAAAUUUGCUGUGCUUCUUCAAGCUGGUACCAGAGGAAAUGAUGCAGUCGAAUCUGUUUACAAUCUCUUAAGAGACCUCAAGACAGAGAAUGUUUAAGUCUAAGCUGCUGCAGACAAAAAGAAUAACACAGAUGAAGGUAAUAAAAUAACAUUAUGUCUUCUUAGAAAUCUUUGCUUAAGUCAUUGGUGAUUUGACAAAUGUUGCUUCACUUAACAAAUAAUAAUGGGAAGCUCUUGGUGCAGUCAGAGGAGACGUUGAAGCCUAAGUCAGAGUAUGAUUAUUUAAUAAAUUCUAAAGGAUGGAUAUUAAUGGUUGGCUUGGGCUGAAUCCAGACUUGCUGAAAUUGAAAGAAGAAAUGCAUAACUCUAAGAUUAAAGAUGUUGGGCCAAUGGACUCUUUGUUAAAUCACUUGCUGAUCACGCUGAUGCCAUCGGAGUAGUCACACUCUUAGAAUAAGAUGUUGCUGGAUUUCUUACAAAUAACGCUGGAGUCGAACUCGUCGAGAAAGCCCAAACAAUCGCUGACAAAUUGUCUGCAUACAGCCACCUUUUCCAAUAAGACGCCAUCUAGAAAUUCCAAUCCCUUGCCGAAGUUAAGAGAGACGGAACCACAGGAGAAUAAGUCCUCUAAAUCUUAUAAGAUUUACAAGAUGAAUUAGAAUCAACCCUUGCCACAUUAUAAGAAUAAGAAAUUCAUGCAGCUUUCGCUCUUGCCAAAUACGUUUCAGACACAAACGCUGAAGUUGCUUGGUUGAACUCUGAACACGAAAGAAGAACCAACCUUGUUGAGAAAUUAGAAACAGUAUCAAUUCCAUCUUAUAAAUCAAGUAACUCCCAGCUGUUUUGGCCCAAUAAGCUAAAGCUCUUAAAUUAUGGAAAGAUUCCUUGAAUGCAGUUGCUGGUGCCACAGCUGAUCUUGAAGAAAAGAGAGAAUUCUAUGCUUCUGAAACAGCUAGAAGACAAGGUAUUAAUUCAAUCUUAUAUUCAUAGAGGAAAAUGCAAUCAUCGAUGUCGUUAUCCAACUUUUCAAGGAUUAAGUUAGAUCAUUAGCUUCAUAAACAUCCCUAAACAGACAUUGAUGGAUUAUUCAUAUAAGAAUUUACCUUAAUUCAUUCUAAAAUUAUAAUCUCCCUUUUAUCUAUAACCUAAGAAUUUAAUUAAAUUUGAUUCUAUAAAACUUGAUUCAUAGACGUGGUUUGAUUUCAUAUUAAAUCAAUUAAGAUUAAUUAACUUCCUAAUUGCUCAUAAUACAUAUUAAUAAAAGUAGUAAAAUUAAUUUGAGGGGACUCUAAUUAUGUUAUUUUUAAUANUUGCUAUCGACACAAAUAAAUUUGCUGUGCUUCUUCAAGCUGGUACCAGAGGAAAUGAUGCAGUCGAAUCUGUUUACAAUCUCUUAAGAGACCUCAAGACAGAGAAUGUUUAAGUCUAAGCUGCUGCAGACAAAAAGAAUAACACAGAUGAAGGUAAUAAAAUAACAUUAUGUCUUCUUAGAAAUCUUUGCUUAAGUCAUUGGUGAUUUGACAAAUGUUGCUUCACUUAACAAAUAAUAAUGGGAAGCUCUUGGUGCAGUCAGAGGAGACGUUGAAGCCUAAGUCAGAGUAUGAUUAUUUAAUAAAUUCUAAAGGAUGGAUAUUAAUGGUUGGCUUGGGCUGAAUCCAGACUUGCUGAAAUUGAAAGAAGAAAUGCAUAACUCUAAGAUUAAAGAUGUUGGGCCAAUGGACUCUUUGUUAAAUCACUUGCUGAUCACGCUGAUGCCAUCGGAGUAGUCACACUCUUAGAAUAAGAUGUUGCUGGAUUUCUUACAAAUAACGCUGGAGUCGAACUCGUCGAGAAAGCCCAAACAAUCGCUGACAAAUUGUCUGCAUACAGCCACCUUUUCCAAUAAGACGCCAUCUAGAAAUUCCAAUCCCUUGCCGAAGUUAAGAGAGACGGAACCACAGGAGAAUAAGUCCUCUAAAUCUUAUAAGAUUUACAAGAUGAAUUAGAAUCAACCCUUGCCACAUUAUAAGAAUAAGAAAUUCAUGCAGCUUUCGCUCUUGCCAAAUACGUUUCAGACACAAACGCUGAAGUUGCUUGGUUGAACUCUGAACACGAAAGAAGAACCAACCUUGUUGAGAAAUUAGAAACAGUAUCAAUUCCAUCUUAUAAAUCAAGUAACUCCCAGCUGUUUUGGCCCAAUAAGCUAAAGCUCUUAAAUUAUGGAAAGAUUCCUUGAAUGCAGUUGCUGGUGCCACAGCUGAUCUUGAAGAAAAGAGAGAAUUCUAUGCUUCUGAAACAGCUAGAAGACAAGGUAUUAAUUCAAUCUUAUAUUCAUAGAGGAAAAUGCAAUCAUCGAUGUCGUUAUCCAACUUUUCAAGGAUUAAGUUAGAUCAUUAGCUUCAUAAACAUCCCUAAACAGACAUUGAUGGAUUAUUCAUAUAAG